CGGCCUUCGCAAGGGGCCGAUAGAAUUUGGCUAAUUAAUGUCAAUUAGUCGGGACUCGUGGCUCGCGUUUACUAUUUUUAAACGGAUACUAUUAUCAAUUCACGUCGGUUAGUGGGGGGAGGAGACUAUAAGAGGAGUGACGACAAUUAAUAUCGGAACAGCUGCCGUUGCCGAAGAGUUGGUAAAAUCACAUCAUGACGCGAGCUAUUGUGAUAAUCGGUGUCCUCGUUUUUGUGGGAAUUGUUGGGGGGCAGAAUCCAAAAUUUUAUGCCCAAAAACCGGGCUCUUGCCCACCGGAACAGCCAGUUAAUAUUUGCGGUAGGUCUUGCUAUUCGGAUGCACACUGCGAGAAAGAGGGAAAAUGCUGUCCUACCACUUGUGGCGGAAGUAUCUGCACUGCUCCAGUUACUCAAGGACCUCCUCCAGUGGUGAAAUCAGGAUCGUGUCCUGCAAGUCCAACAGGUCGUUGGAUCUGCACACCCACCUGCACAACCGACAGUGACUGCCGAGGUACGAAAAAAUGCUGCAGAAACAGAUGUGGAGUCCUCGCUUGCCAAAAGCCGGACGUCCAGAGUGUGGUUCCUGUUGACAUCUCCAAUCAACCGGAGUCGGACGUCAACAGCCCCGACGACAAUUCCGUCAAUGUAAACCCCAACGACAAUUCCGCCAAUGUAAACCCCAACAACCCCUUUUUGUUCAGCAAUAACUGACUUCAUUUCCUCUCUGAUUGAGCUCUCUUAUCUCCCAUUUUGUCCUCCAAUUUUUAUUGGCUCUUCUUCUGGGGAAAAACAUUAAAUAAUAAACAAAUUUACAUAUGAAAAUAA
This is a messenger RNA of Diachasmimorpha longicaudata, 824 nucleotides long. RefSeq names its product waprin-Phi1-like. The record is from RefSeq and is a predicted model, not a curated record. Bases 195 to 710 code for a protein of 171 amino acids. The transcript is spliced from 2 exons. Gene Ontology annotation, molecular function: serine-type endopeptidase inhibitor activity. Gene Ontology annotation, cellular component: extracellular region. NCBI's taxonomy places the organism in Eukaryota, Metazoa, Arthropoda, Insecta, Hymenoptera, Braconidae.